Halichondria panicea is the source of this 1587-nucleotide messenger RNA. RefSeq names its product post-GPI attachment to proteins factor 4-like. The coding region runs from base 381 to 1244 and encodes 287 amino acids. The record is from RefSeq and is a predicted model, not a curated record. Gene Ontology annotation, biological process: GPI anchor biosynthetic process. The transcript has a single exon. Gene Ontology annotation, cellular component: Golgi membrane. Gene Ontology annotation, molecular function: glycosyltransferase activity. NCBI's taxonomy places the organism in Eukaryota, Metazoa, Porifera, Demospongiae, Suberitida, Halichondriidae.
CGUGUAGCCUCGAUUCCAGUAUUUUAAUGCGGUCUGGAAUCGAGGUUAAUGAGGAUGUUGUCAUGAUUAUAACCUCAUUCCUCUGCUCAUUCCUGAUUCCUCCACAAUGUGUUCUGCUAAAAGGAUGUUUGUUGUUGUUGUUGUUCUGACUUAUGCGAUAAUUGCUGUAAUUGGUUGUGCCCUACAUAGGAAAGGACUUGCCUUAUUCCAAAUUCUACCAGUCCACACCUGAAAGAGACAAGCAGAGAAACUUGGAAGACAACUUCGUUCGUUUGCAAGAAGCCAAUAUUGUGCUGUCUAAUCCCUUUUCAAUCUUUAAAGAUCCUAGUGUCCUGCCAGAGUUCUGCUUUAUUGUUGUAAGCAUAAGCCGACCAGCCAACAUGGAGUUUCUUACUCAAGUUGUGGCAGGCCUUGUUACUCAAUUAGCUGGAACAAAUUCCGUGUUUGCCCUGUACAAUGCUGAAGGAUCCACCCACCUAGAAGCGUUAAAACUGUCAAGCACUAUUUCAGUCAUAUCUAAUCCUAAGCAGAGUGCAACUGUAGACAAGUUUUCAAAGGAAAAAGAAGAUUUAGUGUUUGCUCUCCAAUGGUGUUACAAGAAAAAAGCCAGAUACACAGUAAUUUUCGAAGAUGAUGCCUUACCCUUGCCUUAUUUCAUGACUCGAUUGCAAUUUAUACUAAAGCAACGUAUGCCGCACUACAAGCAAGACUGGGCAUUUUUAAAACUCUUCUACCCUCCAAAGUGGCAGGGCUGGAGUAACGAAUUGCAUAUUAUUAAAGAGUUGAUACUAACUUCACUCAUUGGAUCUUUUGUGCUCACGUCUGUCGCUUACUUUGUGCAAAUAGUCUGCAAGAAUAGACACACCAAUUAUCCCAAAAAAUGUGAUCUCAUUUUAUUAGUCACACUCUCUUUCAUCUUUUCUAUGUACACUCUGUGGACACUAGGGAGACCUCAUUGGCUAGUUUUACUUGGAAAUAUUUCCUUUCACUUCAACUUCAUUGUACCUGCGCCAGGCUGCUGUACACCAGCUGUUUUGUACCCCCAGGAGCACAUAAGCAACUUGAUUAACUACUUGAACUCAGUCACUUGUUCAUUAUCAUUUCCAGUAGAUAUUGCUCUGGAUACGUUUGUGAUGAAGCAAGGUUUAAAGCAGUUAAUGGUUGUGCCAGACUUGAUCAAACACAUUGGUUUUGUAUCUAGUUUGGGGAAAGGUUGGAAGGACCCAAUUGAAUUCAGAUUUUAGUUCUUACGUAUGUUGACUUUCUAGUAGACAUCUCCAUACGUGAUGUAUUAUAGUUUGUUAUUACUGAUGAAGACAUUAAUUUACAAGACCCAAUCAACUCUGGCGACACAAAGUUUAUGUCACAAGAUAUUUGCCUAAAAAUAAUGGAUGCGCAGUGUAUAAUAACAUUCAAUUGGCACUUGAUAAUGCCCGAGGGCCCACGCAAUAGCUAUAUAUACUUUAUAGCACGACAAAAUUAGAACCCUUGCAUUUAAAACUAAUUAAGCUAUACUAUAAAAAUACAGUGACAACAAAAUUAAUUUGCUUUUUAUUACCUUUUUUUUUUAUUAAAUUUUUCUCCUCA